Acanthocheilonema viteae is the source of this 2616-nucleotide messenger RNA. NCBI's taxonomy places the organism in Eukaryota, Metazoa, Nematoda, Chromadorea, Rhabditida, Onchocercidae. The record is from the annotation of a GenBank genome assembly.
AUGCCGCUUGGGUUGAAAUUGUUUGGCGAAAAAUGUUGUAAGGAUGAGUACUUAACAUUACGUUGUUCUAUCAAAGGAAUGGAUGGAAUAAAACAGUUGAGUAAGCAGUUGAAAAAUCUAGAAACCGCGGAAGAAAAAUUACGUCUGUCUCCCAUAAAAUCAGAUCAUUUAUCUAUUUUUGCUGAAAGCUUCCUGGAUUUUGUUCGCUUACACGAUAAGUUGCCUAAUUUACCAGAAAGUUAUGAACUUCGUGCAUUAAGGCGGAGUGAUAAUUACCGUGGCUAUUUGGAAUUGUUGUCGCAGCUUGGUGAGGAGGUUAAUGUAACCUCAGAAAUGUUUUCACGAAGAUUCAAUGCGAUGCGUAACACCUCGCCACCCUCAUAUUAUAUUAUUGUAAUUGAACAGAUUGAUAUAAAACGCAUUGUGGCAUCAGCAACGCUUUUUCUUGAAUUUAAAUUCACUCAUCAAGCUGGAUGUCUUGGACGAAUAGAAGAUAUUGUUGUCGACAAAACAGUUCCAUAUCUUUUUUUCCCUAAGAUUCUUUGUCAGUAUCUUGUAUCACUAGCACGACAUGUAGGAGCAUUCAGAUUAUUGUUGGAAUGUAAGACUGAGAUUCCUAGCUACAGUGAGAAAAUGGCUGAUGCUCAGUAUGCGCCGCUUACUGCUACUUUGGUGAGAACACUUACUGAUAAACUGUACGAGAAGAGGAAAGCCGCUGCUCUUGAUAUAGAAAAACAAGUGAGGGAUUUACUACAAGCAAAUCAUUUGUCACAGCUCGAAAAGUUGCUCGCCGUACUUAGAGGAUUGACAACAGCACAAAAUGCGCAUGCACGAAAGGGUGGUCUAAUUGGUUUAGCAGCUGCAGCAAUUGCAUUGGGGAAGAAUACCGCUGAUUAUACUUCACAGUUAAUCGAACCAGUUUUGACUUGUUUCAGUGAUCCCGAUCCCCGAGUACGAUACUAUGCUUGUGAGUCAUUAUACAACAUUGUGAAAAUAUGCCGCUCAUCUGCGUUGUCUCACUUCGAUGAACUUUUUGAUACUCUCUGGCGAUUAUCUGCCGAUACAGACUUAAAUGUGCGUAGCGGAGCAGAAUUGUUGGACCGACUGCUAAAGGAUAUUGUACUCGCUACGAGCUCAUUCGAAAUUUCGACUUUGAUGUCAUUGGUCCGUGAUAGAAUAUAUUCACAGAACAGCUCAAAUCGAAGAUUUGUUGUUUCUUGGCUGUCAGCUUUGUUGACAGCGCCAGAACUAUCUCUUUUGACAUAUCUUCCCGAAGUUCUUGAUGGCUUAUUCCAAAUGUUGAACGAUAGUCAGCCAGGGGUCCGAGAUGCUACAGAAACAGUUCUUGGACAAUUUCUUGAGCGAAUGCACGAGCAGAAAGAUGGUGACAAAGCUGAAUUAAAUGAUAUGAUUAAUGUUCUGAUAGUACAUGCUUGCGCUGAAGGAAGUACUCUUACUCGGAUGACGGCUCUUAUUUGGUUGAACCGUUUUCUGAAAAUGCAUGAUGUUGGGCUCCUACAAUAUCUUUCGUCUUUCUUAACAGCCGUGCUUCCCUGUUUAAAUGAUUCACAGCUUAAAGCGAAAGAAAUCAACACGCAUUUAAUGGAAUUGUUAUCGGAGAAUGCCGAUAUCGAGUAUGAUGCUGUUAUUAAAGUACUUCUAAAGCAUAUCAGACACGAAUUUCGAGAUACAAGGAUAGCUGUUUUGAACUGGAUCAGUAGGAUGCACAUUACUGCGCCUGCAAAAUUAUUUUCGUACAUGGACCGUGUAUUUCCACUCCUACUUUCACUACUGUCCGACACAUGUGAUGAUGUAUUGUUGCUGGAUUUGCAGUUACUUUCCGACAUAUGCGAAGGCAAAAACACUAGUGGUGUUGAGUUGCAGGAGCUUAAUCUCGAUGAAGAUACAUUGAAGCAGCUUUCAGGCAUAUCACCAUAUUUAGUGAAAUUUACAUCAAGCUUAUUAGCAAUGUUUCGAAGUGAUACGGCUUUGCUCAAUGAUAGAGGUGUCUUGAUCGUUAGGCAGUUGUGCAUGCUACUCGGUUCCGGAUCCAUCUAUCGCUGUUUAUCGGUUCUUUUAUUGAAAGAUAAUGAUACAGAAUUCGUAUCUCAAAUGGUCGCUUUACUGAAUGGGAUAUUGCUCACUUCUAGUGAACUAUUCGAAUUAAGGAAGCAAUUAAGAACACUGGAAUCCGAAGCUUGUAUAAAUCUCUUCGAGUCUUUGUAUCGUACGUGGGCCUUCCAACCUAUUGCAUUGCUUGGCUUGUGUGUACUAUCGCAAAACUACGAGCAUGCAAGCGUAUUGGCGCGACACCUGUGGAAGGUCGAUGUCACGGUUGACGUGCUUAUUGAAAUCGAUCGACUUGUACAGCUUAUCGAAAGCCCUAUACUUUCAUAUGUACGGCUCGAUUUAUUGGAUGCCAAACACCAGCGGCCCCUCACAGCUGUUCUUUCAGCUCUUCUAAUGAUACUGCCUCAAACCGAUGCAUUCAAUACAUUACAUAAACGCAUACAGUGUAUUCCACCUGUUGUUGAUCAUGAAAUCCUUGAACAGCAACAAGAAGUUCUUCGAAAAAAGCAUCGACAAAUGCUAAGUUCAACUCAUCAGAGAAGAUAA